GAACAAAAAACAGCAGAUGGCGAGGAUUUGGAUGGCUUAUCUUCGACGUCGGCUGGGUCUGCUUUACAGGAGCAGUUAUGGACGGCGCAUGUGCAAACCAGAGGACUGCAUCGACGCGCGAUCUCUCCCAGCUACUCCACAGCAGUAUAUCGUGACGAGUAUGGCGACCCGCUUCAAUACGUUCAUUUGGAAGGGAACACGCGCGACCUCACCUGGGUGCCCAUAUGCCCCUUUAAUCGCAGCCACCCUUCUCAGGCAGAGAGUCCUGAGGCGACAAAAAGUUCACGACAGCGAACAGGAACAGUAGCUGGUGUACGACGAGGCCAGUGCGAGUACUACACGGAGGGUCAAACCAACUGCAUGUACGAACUGACACCAGAAGGCGUAAAGUAUCUGGAUCGAUUGGAAUCAAUAUUGGAAGAAACAACAUCAACGAGACUCAGCUCUUCAACAUCUACUCAGCAAACAAGCACACCAGCCAGUGACGAAGCGGGUGCUGCAAUAACAACUUCACUUUUGGAUUACGACGCUCUUUUUCGUCCCGUAGAUUUUAACAACUGCGAAAUACCGCACUUGCAUGCGUACAAUGCGUCGCGCUUCUAUCAAAGAGUAGAGCGCAUGGACACCUAUUACGGAAGACUUCGUAUGAACAGGAAUUGAUUUAGAUGCCAUUCGUACCAUUGAGUUCUCGCUCUCUACAUCAGAGCAGUUGUCGUUUUCAACAUUUGUGCCGAAUCCGCAUACAGCAACAUCCAACAACUACAAGAUCGUUGUUGCACUUUCAUUUAGAUUCCAAGGAAUUUCGCUCCACGACACCUGCCGAGCGGGCACGAAGAUCCGCUAUCCUAUCCAAAACAAUACCGGGAAGCCUUAGACUAUGUGCAUUACGGUGGCGGCACUGACACGAUGGUCCGCCAGCUCUACUUCUGUCCGGCGGACGCACCUAUCGCGCUCCUUCUGCUGCCGAAGGCGGCCUCCACCACUGGACAGAGCCUCGCUUGGAGAUACGAGUCGCCGCGCCUCAAGGCCGCGGUCUUAGACGAGUUUUUGCGGAAGCGACGCAGGAUUCGCGAACACGACCGGUAUAAGGAAGCCUAUGAGCAGACGGCAGCUGCGCUCAAGAAACAAAAGCACCAAAAACACCUCCUCCAACAAGCAAAAACUGCCAGCCUGGACGACCAACAAGCAGAGACGUCCGUCGCGCAGUACGACUUUCGCGACCGAUUGAUUGAAACCGGUGCACUCCUACGUGGAGACGAAAUUCUCAAGGUCAUGAAAGGC
Amoebophrya sp. A25 is the source of this 1281-nucleotide messenger RNA. The record is from the annotation of a GenBank genome assembly. NCBI's taxonomy places the organism in Eukaryota, Dinophyceae, Syndiniales, Amoebophryaceae.